Messenger RNA from Morchella sextelata, 612 nucleotides. RefSeq lists its product as uncharacterized. Lineage: Eukaryota; Fungi; Ascomycota; Pezizomycetes; Pezizales; Morchellaceae. The transcript has a single exon. The record is from RefSeq and is a predicted model, not a curated record. Bases 1 to 612 code for a protein of 203 amino acids.
AUGGAGGAUCCCCAGGCCCAACCUCCGCCCGCACCGCCGCUCCCUAAUACCGCCACUCCCCCCACUUCUCCUCUCACCUCACCCCCAACCACACCCACCCACAACGAAGACAUCGAGCCCCAGUUCUCCUCACCGCCCCAUGAAGAACUCGUCCACCAGACUGCCCAAAUUCUCUGCACUCUCUCCGCCGCUCCCCGCGUGCACCCUAAUCUCAGCCCCAACUCGAGCGCUCUCGAAGAGGACGCAAUGACAUUCCUCAGCUCCGCGCUCCAAUACACCAUCCACCCCGUCACUCCCUUGCCCUCGCCCUCGCAAGCUAUCUACCUACCUGCGGGAGGUAAGCUGAUGCAGUACGAGGCCGCAGACCCGAAAAAGAUGUAUCCGGACAUCAGUGUGAGCGAGGAGGAGUGGACGGCGCUGGUGAGCACAGAGUAUGUGCCGAGUCCUAUCGUGGAGGAGUUUUUGCGCGGGGUGAUGCCGAUCGAUGGGACGGUCGAGGAUCAGCAGGGGUGGUAUGAGUUUCUGUGUGCCGACGGAGGAAGUGGCGGGGAGGAGUGGUCGAGGUUUUUGAGCGGGGAUGUUGAGGUGGACGGUAGUGGGGAGGUGUGGUAG